Anguilla anguilla (European eel) is the source of this 2620-nucleotide messenger RNA. It is a transcript of the gene api5, whose product is annotated as apoptosis inhibitor 5. Gene Ontology annotation, molecular function: RNA binding. The transcript has 14 exons. Gene Ontology annotation, biological process: negative regulation of apoptotic process. The record is from RefSeq and is a predicted model, not a curated record. Gene Ontology annotation, cellular component: nucleus. NCBI's taxonomy places the organism in Eukaryota, Metazoa, Chordata, Actinopteri, Anguilliformes, Anguillidae. Bases 1 to 1593 code for a protein of 530 amino acids.
AUGGCGGUCACUGUGGAGGAUUUGUACCGUAGCUAUGGGAUCCUUGCCGACGCCAAGGAUAACCUGAGCCAGCACAAAGAUGCGUACCAGGCUAUUCUUGAUGGCGUGAAAGGCGGGCCGAAGGAGAAGAGGUUGGCCGCCCAGUUCAUUCCCAAAUUCUUCAGCAACUUCCCCGAGUUGGCGGACGCCGCAAUCAACGCCCAGCUUGACCUGUGCGAGGACGAAGACGUUUCGAUUCGCCGGCAGGCCAUUAAAGAGCUGCCCAGGUUCGCUGCAGGGGAAAAUUUACCCAGGGUGGCAGACAUCCUGACCCAGCUGCUUCAGACAGAUGAUUCCGCAGAAUUCAACCAGGUUAACAUUGCCCUGAUCUCCAUUUUCAAGAUUGAUGCAAAAGGUACGCUGGGAGGCUUGUUCACACAAAUCCUGCAGGGCGAGGACAUUGUGCGGGAGAGAGCCAUCAAGUUCCUGUCCACCAAGCUGAAGACUCUGCCAGAGGACGUCAUGACCAAGGAAGUGGAGGAUUUCAUUUUCCCCGAGACCAAGAAGGUUCUGGAGGACGUGACGGGGGAGGAGUUUGUUCUGCUGAUGCGUAUCCUGUCCGGGCUGAAGAGCCUGCAGACGGUGGCUGGGCGGCAGCAGCUGGUGGAGCUGGUGGUGGAGCAGGCCUUCCUGGAGCAGGCGCUGAACCCCGGCGACGCCGACAAUGUGGACCGGCUCCUGCAGUGCACACGCCAGGCCCUGCCCCUCUUCUCUAAAAAUGUGCAUUCCACGCGGUUCGUGACGUACUUCUGCGACCACGUCCUGCCCAACCUCAGCACGCUGACCAGCCCUGUGGCCGAGCUGGACAUCCAGCUGGAGGUCCUGAAGCUGCUGGCGGAGAUGAGCCCUUUCUGCGGGGACAUGGAGAAGCUGGAGGCCAACCUGACCAUGCUGUUUGAGAAGCUGGUGGAGUUCAUGCCCCUGCCGCCGGAGAACGCGGAGAACGGGGAGAACGCCGGCAGCGAGGAGCCCAAACUGCAGUUCAGCUACGUGGAGUGCCUCCUCUUCAGCUUCCACCAGCUGGGGAAGAAGCUUCCGGACUACCUCAUCGACAAGAUCGACGCCGAGCGCCUGAAGGACUUCAAGAUCAGGUUACAGUACUUUGCUCGCGGGCUACAGGUGUACAUCCGGCAGCUGCGAGUGGCUUUGCAGGGAAAGACGGGAGACUCUCUUAAAACAGAGGAGAAUAAAAUUAAAGUCGUGGCUCUCAAGAUAACGAACAACAUCAAUGUCCUCAUAAAGGACCUCUUUCACAACCCCCCCUCGUACAAGAGCACCAUCACUCUCUCCUGGAAGCCCGUGCAGAAGACAGAGGCUGCUGGUCAGAAGAGGCCGUCCGGUGAGGAGGUGGGCGCAGGGGCGGGGGCGGGGGUGCUGACGAAGAAGGUCUCCCCGCUGCCCCGGCGGGACGCUCGUCAGAUCUACAACCCCCCGAGCGGGAAGUACAGCGCCACCAUCGGGAACUUCUCCUACGAACAGCGUGGAGGAUUCCGUGGUGGGCGGGGCCGAGGCUGGGGUGGCCGGGGCAAUAGGAGCCGGGGGAGGAUCUACUGAGGGGGGGGGCCUGGCUGGAUUCCGCGAGAUCACGUGACCGCACACUGACCCAAGUGCAGCGUGUGCAUACUGCUCGCUGCACCGGUGAAUGUGUCAUGUCUGUGCACCCACCCACCCCCCCUGCCCGUGAGCUCUUCGGCCAAUUACCGCUCUUUCCACCUUUUCCCUUCCUCCCCAACCACCUGUAAAAAAACGAAUAUUCAAAUGUACUUUUUUAUUUUCCUUUUUUAAAAUCCAAACCCUUUUAGUGGAAGGAGCUUGUCAUCCAGAUUUAUUUCUCCUGCUGCAUUUGUUCAAGUAGAUGUUCAUGGAUUUUCUUUUUUUUUUUUUUUUGUAUGGACGAAUUUCUGUGGAUCAGGACUUUCAAGAUGUGCUCUAUUGUACUUUAUUAACUUGUCAGACUGUUGGAACAAAACAAAAAAAAAAAGUGACUAUUUUACAAAACGAAUGCCUACUUUGUACCUUGUUAUUUAACCUUUGUGUUUUUUUUUUUUUUUGUUUUUUAGAUGUUUGAUUUGGGUUGCAUUAGUCUUGCAAGUUUGUAAGGAUCAAUAAUGUUUUCAACUGAAUUUUACCAUAAAAUUGUCUUGGAAGUCUCUUGUUGCCCUCCUGAUUUUGUUGAAUUCUGGGGGGGGUGGUGGAGGAGCCAGAAUGGAAUCCUCAUAGUUGUAUAGGUGUAGCAAUGUAUGAAGUAGAUCUAGAUUCAAAGAAAUAGAAAUAUAUACACCCAUAAACCAAUAUGUGCUUGUACUCUAUAUUUUGUUUACCAUAGGAGCACAAGAAUCGAUCAGUUUGAAUUUGUCUUAAUGACUCGCAGAUAACCAGCAGUAAUACAAGUUCAAAAACAGGACAGUUAAAUGUACUCGAGGCGCAACUUUGCAACGUAAUAAAAGGUAGUUAUUAGACUGUUUAACAGAAGUUUUUGGCUUAAAAGUUUUGCAUGCAUCAUUUUGUAAUGCCAUUUUCUCAUGUUAAGUGUUAUUUAAAAUGUUUUUGAUUAAAAAGGAAAAAUGACAUUUGGACCAAA